ACGUCUCUUCCGCUCUGAGUGUCCCGGAUGAGGCUGCCAUUGGGGCAAGUGAGCAGGGCUACCGAGGCUGCUAGGACCUGAAUUUGUCGGAGCGAGGGUCGGAGCGGAUUGAAGCCCCGCGGGAUUAAUGUCGACAGCACGGCCACGGCGAGCGAAGAGUCCGCGUCCACACGAGAGGUCGAGGGUUCGCUGCCACGGACCGUUAAAGUGUUAGAAAAGUACCGCGGAGCGAGGCACGAGCGCACUCACGUUAGCUCACGAGCUCCAGAAACAACGCCGAGGUUUUUUCUGCAGCUUCCCCCACACCGCAUCUGUCCAGGGCUGUCGUCCAAACACCUGCUGAAUGAAUGAUGUCGGCUACGAGUUUAGACUCUCAGACAUCAAAAGGACAAGAUGCCAGCAAAGCUUUUCCAGUGUCUGUGCAAAAUGGUUCCCUUCACCAAAAGGACACGAUGCAUGACAAUGACUUUGAGCCUUAUCUCACCGGCCAGUCCAAUCAGAACAACAGCUAUCAAUCCAUGACGGACCCGUACCUGUCCAGCUACUAUGCUCCCUCCAUUGGGUUUCCUUACCCGCUCAGUGAAGCCCCCUGGUCGACCGGAGGGGACCCGCCCAUCCCGUACCUGACCCCCUACGCCCCCCUCAGCAAUGGAGACCACCACUUCAUGCACGACACCGUGUUUGGCCAGCCUGGAGGCCUCAGCAGCAGCAUCUACCCCCACAGGUUUAACUUUUUCCCGGAGAAUCCCGCCUUCUCGGCCUGGGGCACGAGCGGGUCUCAGGGGCAGCAGACUCAGAGCUCGGCGUACGGGGGCAGUUACAGUUACCCCCCCAGCUCACUCGGCGGCACCUUGGUCCCAGAUGGACAGACGGGGUUCCACAGUGACACCCUGAGCAAGGCGCCGGGCAUGAACAGUUUGGAGCAGGGCAUGUUGGGAUUGAAAAUCGGAGGGGACGUGGGCAGCGGCUCAGGGGUGAAGGGGGCGGGGUCGGUGAUCGGAGGUGGGAGUGUGGCCGCGGUUCCUACGGGCAACGGCGGUACAACUCUAGGAAUGCCCCCUCCCAAGCCGACAUCCUGGGCCGCGAUUGCGAGUAAACCCGCCAAGCUACAACAGCAGAAGAGUAAGUCGAAGCCCAUCGCGGCGAUCGCUGGGGGAGUGCUGCCUCCGGCUCCGCUCAAACACUCCAUAGACAUUGACACGUGGGACAACAAGGUUCCUGCGACGAAAGUGCUGCCCCCUCUGCCCCCUCACCACCCCCAGUCCCUCCACUCCCACACCAGCCUCAUCCCGCCCCUGCAGCAGUCCAUUCAGUCCGCCCAGUCCUUGGUCCAGCAGAUGACCAUGCCGGGCCCCCCUCAGUCCUACCAGAACCACAACGCCGCCCCGCCCCCGCAGACUCGCUGGGUCGCCCCUCGCAACCGCAACCUGUGCUACGGAGGAGGCAGUUUGGACAGCAGCGGCUCGUCUAACGGCGGGAGCGUGGGGAACGGCGGAGGCGGAGUUCUGGGGGGAAUGUCGUCUGGAUCUGAGCCCGGAGCCGAGUCCCACCCGGUUUUGGAGAAGCUCCGAGCCUCCCACAGUUACAACCCCAAGGACUUUGACUGGAACCUGAAGAACGGUCGCGUUUUCAUCAUAAAGAGCUACUCAGAGGACGACAUCCACCGCUCCAUCAAAUACUCCAUCUGGUGCAGCACGGAGCACGGCAACAAGCGCUUGGACUCGGCUUUUAGGUCAAUGAACUCGAAAGGGCCCGUGUACCUGUUGUUUAGCGUCAACGGGAGCGGGCAUUUCUGUGGCGUGGCGGAGAUGCGGUCGCCCGUGGACUAUGGCACCAGCGCUGGGGUGUGGGCGCAGGACAAGUGGAAGGGGAAGUUUGACGUUAACUGGUUGUUUGUUAAGGACGUGCCGAACAGUCAGCUCCGUCACAUUCGUUUGGAGAACAACGACAACAAGCCGGUCACCAACUCGCGCGACACGCAGGAGGUGCCUCUGGAGAAGGCCAAGCAGGUGCUCAAGAUCAUGGCCCAGUACAAACACAACACCUCCAUCUUUGACGACUUUUCGCACUACGAGAAGAAGCAGGAGGAGGAGGAGGUCGUCAAAAAGAGCUAUGAGCCCGCCUCCAUACCAACCAGAUCCCGGAUCGACCAGGAUCGUCAGAAGUGAACCCCCGGAGCCUGCCUCUGAUAGAAGACUGAUCUUAGAUUUAACAUAAAAACAUGGACAUAAAGAAAUUAUAACAAACUAAUAUUUUUCCUAUUUAAGUUCGGUGACUUUGGCCCAUUUCGAACUGCGAGCCACAUUGCUCCCAGUCCUUACGAAGCGUGCAGGGAAGAAGCUCAUUACAUCAGUUCAAUUGCUUCAGAAAUAUAUUUUCUUGAUUUUUCAGUAUUUUUUAGCCUUAUAAAAUCUCUAUUGCUAUUCCUGAAGUUGCAUUCUUAACAAAUAAGUAAGAAAUAUCUGCACGUCUGUUUUAAAAAUCUCUUGACAACAUGCUGCUGAUAUUCAGUGACUGUUCACGUGGUUUGUGUGCUGGACAAAAACGUCAAGUGCUUGUGUCGGUUAAACUACUUUUGAGUGAACUCCACUUUAUCCACAAACUGUCUGUUAUUAUCAUUGUGUGAAAAGUUGUAUUUUAUAUUAUCAGAAGAAAAAAUAAGUUCAGUUCCACCCAUUCGUUUCUGUACGGGUGACGUAGGUGAAGGAUUGUGUACACUGAACGUCUGUACGCAUAGACAUUUAUGUACAAGGUUGUGACAGUAGAAAGUAUUAAUGUUAGAAAAAUAUUUUGAGCAUUGUACUGGCUUACAUUUAAAACGUUGCAUUAAAGUAGGUAUGCACCAUUCUCUUCUCCUGUAUGGAGCCGUGAGCGACCUUCUGCGGGUGGAAAUCUACGGUUAUGAAACUGUACCUCAAAUUUGAAGCGCUUCAGAGAGAGAUUUGUACAAACUUAAAGAGGAUUGCGUUCUUUUUUUUUUGUUUUUGUUUCUCGAGAGUUGAUUUGAUGCGGCCCCGUCCUGCUUGUGUGCGGCUCUCUCCUCUGCUCCCCGGGAGAACAUGUAGCAUGUGCUGAAGCCAGGCCAGUCACUUUGCUGUUUCUGUUUGUAACCUGCUUUAUGGUUCUUUAACUUAUCUCUAAUAUUGGCAUUUCCAUCGCUCUAACUGUCUUCAUAAUCCUUCACAAAUGUAAGCUUUAAUGUAUUGGCGUUUCUGAGAUGGCAGAUGAUUCUCGUUCAGUGUGUGAAUCCUACACGCUAGGCUCUAUGGUAUGUGUUGUGACUUUUCUUUAGUUGCUUGCUGUAUUCUGUGUGUGUGUGUGAGAGCGAGAAUAAAGAGGCAGAAUGAUUGUGGAGCAGAGUUAUAUAAAAUUAUUGGAAAUAUAUUACAUUUAUGCAAAAAGUCAAGUCACCCUCAACUGUAUCUUCAUUGUAUCAGAGCUCACCAUCAGAUUCUUAGAUUUGAUCAUGAUCAUUAUUAAAGAUAUACUUAUCUGUU
This is a messenger RNA of Periophthalmus magnuspinnatus, 3497 nucleotides long. RefSeq names its product YTH N6-methyladenosine RNA binding protein F1 (gene ythdf1). Gene Ontology annotation, molecular function: mRNA binding; N6-methyladenosine-containing RNA reader activity. Gene Ontology annotation, biological process: mRNA destabilization. The transcript is spliced from 6 exons. The record is from RefSeq and is a predicted model, not a curated record. NCBI's taxonomy places the organism in Eukaryota, Metazoa, Chordata, Actinopteri, Gobiiformes, Gobiidae. Bases 348 to 2168 code for a protein of 606 amino acids. Gene Ontology annotation, cellular component: cytoplasm.